Messenger RNA from Leptinotarsa decemlineata (Colorado potato beetle), 2302 nucleotides. RefSeq names its product JIL-1 anchoring and stabilizing protein (gene Jasper). NCBI's taxonomy places the organism in Eukaryota, Metazoa, Arthropoda, Insecta, Coleoptera, Chrysomelidae. The record is from RefSeq and is a predicted model, not a curated record.
GUCAUCAUGGUCUCCCCUGAAAACACCAAAUGAAGAUCAAAGGCGCAGCCUUAAAGUUCCAAUUUUUUUCUAUUCUGUGACGUGACUCUUGAAUAAGCAGUGAGCUUUCUGGCCGGAUAGCAUAGUAGAUCAGGCCAUUACGUCAAAAAAAAAAAGUCAAAUGUUGCAUGUCGUAUACGUCUAACUGAUUUGGGCGCCAUGAAAUUUUUAGGCUGUUGAUGUUUUGUUUAAAUAAGAAAGUUCAGAAUACUUGUUUAUAGUUUCAAACUCCUAAUUUCAAUUAAUAACGAAUAUACAUUCAUAAACUAAUUAUUUUGGUACUACAACAUAUAUGGUAAUAUUUGUUUGGUCAAACAAAGAUGAAGAAAUCUAAUUUCAAAGUUGGUGAUAAAGUUUUCGCUAAAGUAAAAGGAUACCCUCCGUGGCCUGCACACAUUGUAGCAGAAAAUGGAAAGAAAUUUAAUGUUGAAUUUUAUGGAACCAAAGAAACAGGUGUAAUCAAAAUUGAAGAUCUUUCCUAUUACACCAAAAAUAAAGAAAAAUUUCAAAAGCCCUUGAAGCGUAAGGAUUACGUUGACGCCUUUGAACAGAUAGAAGCUGCCAUAUUGGAAGAUGGAGGUGAUGGAGAUGAAAAUCCUGAUACUAAUGACUCUAUAUCUAAUAUUUCUAUGAACUCUUCAAUCCCUCUCAAUGUAUCAGCAAAAGAAAAAAAAACUUUGAAAAAAGAUAAACCAACAACAAAAUCUUCAGACUCAAAUGAAUCAAUUAGCGACAAAAAUGAAGCAUCUCAGAAUGAAGUUGAAACUCCUGCCAGUACACCGAAAGACAAAAAAUCUACUAAAAGAGAUCGAUCUGUUUCUGGAAAACCUACAGAAGGUUCACCUGCAAAAAAAUCUGCCCGUUUAUCAAAACCAGAUGAAGGAUCCAUUACCUCUGAAGAAAAUGAAACGAUGGAAGCUGAACUAGCUACUCCAGUAAAAAAAUCUCCUCGAAAUCAAAAGCUAAAGAAGGAGAAAGAAAAGGAUACUGAUAAUGAAGAGUCGUCAAAGGCCAAAGAAUUUGAGUUUGUUCCAAUAGGAUCUAAAACAGUUGAAAACAAAGAGGAUCUUGACAAAAAGGAAAUUCAGGAAAAAAUGGAAGAAAAGGCUGAAUCUCUAGAUUUCAAAAUAGGAAUUGUUUCCGAAAAGUAUCUAAAGAAUAAUAUUACUUACGCCAAUCAUAUCAAGGAAUUUGAAUCAAUUUAUAAAGAGAAACCUGUGGAACCUAGAGAGGAUUUUAUUAGUCAAGUCUUACCUGUCAAACUCCCCUCUGGCGUGAUGGGCGGUAUCAAACUUCAUUUAAAUUGGCCAAUCAAGUUUACAAAUGAAUAUGAACGUGCCUUGUACGACGAAACCGUUGCUACGCGUGUUUUAGAUGCUAAGUCAAAAAUUUUUGCUGGCGAUAUGACUAUAGUGAACAACCAUGAAUUGUUUAUUCCCAAUAUCGAGCAAACAGCAGAAGACAUCAAACAUUCUCUGUAUAUGAAAGAAAUCGAGGCAAAAAAGUUCAGAAUUGAUAGGUUGAAACUAGAAGCAGACCUUGUUGAUCUGGACGUGAAGAUAAAGAAUUGUUUGGGGUUAGACAAGGCUAAUCCGAAGGAAGCCUUGGGUUAUUUGGAAAAAAUGUGCCAGAUUGGAUUUGACGAUGUAAUGCUGAAAAAACAUUUGCAUAUUGUUGAGAUGGUGAGAAGACUGCGCAAGUAUGUUGGAAAUACAAAGGAAUGGAACAUGUCUGACGAAUCUUUGACUGAAUUUUCAAGUCAGGCUGAAAAAGUUAGGGCUAUGGCCGAAAAUGUUUAUGCAAAGUUCAAGAAAGUGGUAAAGUUACCUGAAAAUUCAACUAGUUUCUUCGAUGGAUUCACUGAAUUGGCUAGUCAGUUUAGGGCAGACUGUAAGGACCUGGAUUUAACCGAGGCAGAAGUCUUUGUGCUGUGCACAGAGCCAAGGUCUCGCAAAGCCUUCCUUGAUCGCCUAGAGGAAAAGGAAACUGAAAAGGAGAAUUCCAGUGGAGUUGCAAACAAUGAACAAGAUACAUCUAUCAAUGGAACAUCUGAAAUACCAGCAGAGGAAAGCUAAAAUUUGCACAAUUUUUUAUUAUCUGAUACUAAUUUUGUACAUAACUAUGAAUUGUGUUGGUGUCUAUUCGUCAUAUGUUUAUUCUCCUUUUUAAACAUAUCUUUUACUAGAUGUCAUUUUUGAAACAACUUGUUUGAUUUAGCAUAAAUUUAUUGAUCAGUUUUUUUUUUAAUAAAAAAGGAUGAUUA